Messenger RNA from Pocillopora meandrina, 11025 nucleotides. NCBI's taxonomy places the organism in Eukaryota, Metazoa, Cnidaria, Anthozoa, Scleractinia, Pocilloporidae. The record is from the annotation of a GenBank genome assembly.
CUUCAGCACCUCCUCCGGGAAAACUUGUUUCGUUGAAAGUUUGACUUUUUAGGCUGUAACUCGCAGACUUAAUAGAGUAACUGUUUAUGGCUGCAUUACAGAGGGUUAUGGAUCACUUUUACUCUACCUAGCGUUUGAAAGCUUUAAAAAGGUUGUAAUGUCUUCCAGUACUCGACGAAGGUUAGAAGAAGCCUUGAACGCUGGGAAAGAUAUCGCGAAGAGCAUCUCCAGGUAAAGUAAGGAAUGAGUACUCAACUUACGACGCUUUGAAUCGUUUGAAGCUUGGUAUAUACAGAUCUCAAGCAAAAUUGCGGCAUAACUUUUAUCUUAAGUAGAUUGACGAAUGGUUUUACUACGUUAAUAUCAGUUAACAGGAAAAUCUGCAUGCAUGCAGUUGAGACGCUGGUUGACCUUUGAGAGGAAAUUGGCAGCAUCAAACUGGAAAUUAGCACCAUUAAAUUUGAAAAUAAGAGGGACUAAGAAGUUGCAUGUUAUCACAAAAACAGGAAUCUUUCCUAAAUUUCAGCUUUGUUUUAUAAAAAAGUUUCAUAUCGCAGUGUCCAUUCAAAAUGACAUUUAAAUUAAAAAAAUGACUGGCAAGAGUGUAAAUCUUUGAAAUGAGGUCAUGACCCAUUGAACCUAGAGAGAUGUUGCACCAUUUACUGAAUGGCUCCCUAAUAUGAUUGCCAGCAGCAUAAGAUUUAUUUUUAAUGAUCAAUUUGGAACUUUAUGAAUCUCAUGGUAUGGAAUGUGCAAUAACCAAGGUUUAAUUUAAAAGUAAAACUUUCUGUGUAAUGCUUUAACUCCCAAGAUCUGAUUGUUAAUUCUCCCCUCUAGCUGCUAUACAUUUCCAUGUAAAUUAGUUAUGAGAACUUGGUGCUAGAUCAAGAUAGCAGCUUCUACCUGAUAAGUUUGAAUAUUCUCAUUACCUGUUUGCAGAAUAAUGUAUAGAUAUUGUGGGGAGAAUUUUUAUGUGAAUCACUUCUGGGAGUUAAAGGGUUAACUGAAUGAAAAUCCAAAACAGAGAACUGAAAACCUGAAUUCUCCAUUUUACUAUUAAGUAGUCACCAACCUGUAUCUUCAAUGUGUUAAAUCUUAAGUCAAUAAACAUCGGUUUAAGCAGUUUCUAUGAGGAAAACAAAUUAACAUCGUUUUAACAAAACAGCUUUAAAACAUGUUUAACCCUUUAACUCUCAUGAUUGACCAAGACAGAGUCUCUCCUUUCACUAUCAAUACAGUGUCAACCAGGUAAGUUAUGAGAAUAAAGAAAAUUGUCAAUUUAGGGAUAAUUAAUUGAUCCAACACUAAAUUCUCUGAACUAACAUUAUAAGAAUUGUGUGGUCAACAGUAAGGAGGAUGACAAAUUUAAACUGGGAGUUAAAGGGUUAAGCCCUUGGUGCGAAUGGUUUAUUAAUUGGUUGCAGUUUACAAGGUCUGAUUUUUUUUGCUGGGUUGAUAUUUUGUAUUGCAGUGAUUCUGUGACCAAUGGAGAUAACUCAUUGGUUCAAGUAGAUUUUGAUGAUGUUAUGGGAGUUUACAGUGUCAAGUUUUCUCCCAAGCAGCAGUAUUUAGUUGUUGGUUGUGGCAAUGGUGCAAUUCAGGUAAACAAAUAAUACAUUACCUUGUGUCAGAAAUGUGCAUUUUUUUUCUUUGAAAUGGGUAUAAAAGAUUUGUCACUAUCCACAAUCUUCAGUUUAGAGAAUUUGCUUUCUGAUCUAGAGAGCAAGGUAUGAAUAGGUGGGCAAAUUAAGAUGGGAGAAAGGGGAAGACACGACUGAAAGACUAUCAAAUUAAUCUGAAACGAUUAAGUCAAUUUUUGCGAAUAUUUUUGUAAAGACACAGGUGUAUUGAGAAAGUUCAGCUUUAAAUUUCUUCUCUCCUUAUCAGUGUAAUUUCUUGAUGUGAGGUCAUGAGAAUCAAGGAAGUAAUCAGCAAAGCAAAACUGUUGUUAUCUUAAACAAAUUUUCACAUUUUUUUAUGGUAUUAUAAGAAAAACAUGGAAAUCAAGAAGGAGAAUUUACAUUUUGACCAUCAGGCUGAUUUAUGUUUAAAGAAAUCUCUAUUGACAACAACAACAGAUUAAAAAUAUUUUAUUGCCUGCAAAAGGGAUAUUGUGGACAGUGAAAUGGUAUGAAAAUUAAAUAUGAUUUGGAGGCAAUUUUUAAAAGCAUGCUUUGAUCAUUACUGAAAUCAUGAGGUUUGCGAGCUAGCCCCUAAUUGGUGAUUGCUGCCCUAACUACCCUUAAUGCUCUACUUCUGACAGAAACACAGAAAUCAGAGAGUUUGCUUGGUAUGAUCCAUGGCUCUGUAGAUGGUAAAUCUUAAUAUUUUCUGUUCCUGCAUAUGUAUCAUGUUUAUUGUAACAGGUGUAUGAGUGUAACACAGGAAGAAGGAAACUGCUAAAACAUGGCUCUUUGCAUGGUUUACCUACCACAUCUGUCAAAUUUUUUCCAUUUAAAGACAAUGAGUUGAUCACAGCAGGUAAUAAUGUCAUUUUUCCUCAAACAAUAUUUGGUACACUAUCAGUAAUUUUGUUUUAAUUUUAAGUAUCAAAAAAUUUCUGUUUUCUAAUUUUUGGUCACAGAUUGGCCACUUUGAAAAAGCUUUUAGCUUGGAGCACUCUGGUAUACUAUCUUUAAUUUUCUUCAUGUUUAAAAGUCAAACAAUUUCUGGCAGCUGUUUUCUGAUUUUUGGCCACAGAAUGGCAACUUUGAAAGAGCCUUGAGCUUGUAGCGCUCAGUUACCAUACAUAUCCAUGUAAAUUGAUUAAGAGGUUUUGGUGGUCGAUCAGGAUAACAAACUCCAGCUGAUGAAGUAUUAAGCAAUGGCAGAUUCAUGGAAUGUACUGUCCACUAUAUAUUUGCAUUUAGUUGGAGACAUUAUCUUUUCAAAGAAUCUACCAAGGUGAGGUGGAUAUUCCACCAUAUUUUCUGAGCUGUAGAUUUUACUCAGCUGAUGAUUGUUAUUACUAGAUGGUUGCAAAUGUAACCUCAAAUAUAAAAUUGCUCAACAGAUAAAAUAGCUGAAGCCCUGAAAUUAUUCAAAUUGUACUGACAAUAAUUAUGUAAUAGUUAUUAUAACAGUUUAUAAUAGAUUGCAAUACUUCAACUUUUACAUAAGGUGCUGAUGGAAUGAUGACAUGUUGGGACUUGGAAACAUGGAAUUCCUUUAAGAAAAUUGAGGAGCCUCACAAUGAAAUAAGUGCUCUGGAUUUCUCACAUGAUGGCAGGAUCUUUGCAACUGCUGGCAAGGUAGGUCAUGAAACCUGCAACAUUAUUAUCACCCAUGGAAUGUCAAGGUUUGUUUUACAUUGGGUGUUGGAAGAAUCAGGGUGACACCAUGGUGAAUGUGUGGAUGUGCUGUGCAGAGUAUAAUUAGAAAAAAAGAUUGAUGGUAGUAAAGGUCAUUGAUCCUGUGUUUCCAAGAAACAGAAUUAAGCCAUCGUCUGCAAAUAGAUCCUCCCCAAUAGAUUCACCAUGCUUAACAUUCAGGUGGCCAUUUUUUAAGAUGCAUGCUCUCCCAUGACUCUAAAGGCCAUGCCAAUACCUUAACUGGGACUUUACAGCAAUAAUCAUAAUGGUUGCGCUGAUUACAGUCUUCUCUUUCACUGCAACAAACAUGUUUUCAUUUUUGAUAGCAUUUAGUAUUUCAAUGAGAUUUGAUUUUAACCCUCAAACUCCCAGAAGUGAUUAACAUUUAUCUUCUCCCUAUAAUAUCCAUACAUUAUUGAGCAAACAGGUAAUGAGAAAACUCAAACAUAGAUAAGUAGAAGUUGUUAUCUUGAUCUAUCACCAAAUUCUUGUAACCAAUUUACCAGGGAAUGAGUAGAAGUAAGGGGGAGAUAUAACAAUCAGAUCUUGGGGGUUAAAGGGUUAAGGUGAUCUUCAGGGUAAAGGUGUGGAUUCAUUGCAACUAAAAAAGGAGCACAGAAUCGUUUCUAAGCAGCGUUAAGUGUGAUUUAUCCUCAGCAUUUUGUUAAUCAUUGAUAACCUGUUGAUGUGAUUUGCGUCAGUCUAUCUGUGGUAGAAAUAACUGUUGUCUUUUUUUUUCAUAACAUCCUUUUCCCCCUUCCAAAUGAAGGACAAAGACAUACGAGUUUAUGACUCAAGCACACUAAAACUGAAGCGUACAUUUGGAGGAACAGGUCAUCUUGAUGAAACAGAGUGAGGUUUUUAUGUUUGAUCAUUUUACUUACUGGUACUUAUCAGUAAGAACUAAAAUAAUGAUACAAUACAUUAAGUGGGCUACAUACAAGUAUGGCUGACAGAGGGUACCUUACUUUUUAUGGCAUAGGGAAACUAACAGUAUUUAAGCUACCCCACAUAGUGCUAGAUGGGACUACAACUACUACAGCUUUGGAUGAAUCUGCCAAUUUGAUGAAUAAGUGUAAACAUUGGUGGAUGUGCACAUAAACAAGGCAGGGAGUGGGAGGGGAGAGGGAGGGGGAGAAGAAGAGGGAGGGGAGGGGAGGGGGGGAGGGGAGGGAGGGGGCUGCAAGGAUGAAGUGUUCAGUGACUCUGAGAGUCAAGGACCAGGGGGACUGGUGUUGGACUUCAGAUUGAGAGGUAUGGGUGUUAAAGCGUGGAUGGGGCUUUUGUUGUGUUCUUGAACAAAACCCUUUUCCCCAGAAGUAUUAAUGGCUGCCAUAAAACUAUCACGGCAACUUGAUGUAACAGCCUUGACAGCACAUCCCCUCAUGAAGUUCCCUAUAAAUGUUGUCCCCUUCCCCCCCCUCUUGGGUUGUAUGUUUAGAUUACGCACUAAACUGUCAUUUUCUUCAUGACUUUGUACUUGUUAUUGAAUUUCCAGAGAGGAAGACAUUUUUGCCCCGGGAGUAGGCCAUGGAAGAAAAGUUUUCGCUGUGAAAUUUCACCCUUUUAAUGACAACGUCUUUCUGACUGGAGGCUGGGACAGAUGUUUGAAGGUCAGUCACGAACUGAAUCCUCUUCCAGUUUUCAUGAGAGGCCCAUGUCCCUGAGUUUCCUAAAAGUCAAAACAAAGUCCAGUCAGAACAAAGGAAAUUUAUUUUUGUCUUAUGGUAGGUGUGGGAUGUACGAGUAGAUCAAGUGGUUCGCUCUAUCCACGGGCCGUACAUCUGUGGUGAUGGAAUUGACAUGUGGGAAGACUCAAUUUUGACGGCUUCUUGGGUGGCCCGUAAUGCACUACAGGUAAUAUGAAAAGUAGUUUGCGCGACAUUGGAUGAAGCGAGAUCUUGGGGACGAGGUUGACAGCGUUUCAGAUAGGCGCAAUGUGAUUGGAGCAUGUGUGUGACAUCUUACGCGCACGUGUGAUUUCUUUCUCGCGGGUGUGACUUCUCUUCGCGCGUGUUACUUCUCUUGUCGUGCCGGUUUAAGUAACUUGCUCCAAAUUAAAAUUUCGUGCGCUUGUUACGAAGGCAAUCCUAAAAGUAUAACAGAGUAGUGGACAAUCAAGAAGAAUUUAAGGUAAAAAAAGUUACAGAGGGAAGCUAGGAAGCCAAUGAAUUGUUUCGAAGAUCAAAGAAACACCAUGUAAAUUACCAUGAGGAAAUUGCUCCAUAUCUGAUGAAAAAUUGUACCGGCUCUGGUAACCGUAACGAAGAUCGAGAAGAGCUAUUCUUUUUCAAACAACAAUUUAGUUUUGUUGCGAUACGAUAAAAAUUACGGGACGUGACGUAGUUAGAACUUCUUUCACCAUCUUGGGGUUUUAAAGAGACUCAUCCUCGGCAGUCCUUGCCAACUGCUAUUUAUUUCCGGAUUUUGUUGGUCAAGAGAAUUUGGAAUUUUAGUAAAAUAAACUGAUUAACUUGUUUUUCGAAUGUAUGUUGUUUGACCGAAACCAAAAUUGUCAUAAAAGCCUACCAGAAAUGUCUCUGGGAACCAAUUGGAACACAAACUACAAACAAGCGCAGGGCUCGAAGCGCGGGAAAAUGUGAGUUAAUAAGUCACCAGUUGUUUAAGUUUAUCAUCUGAUUGGUUGAGAGGGUGGUGUGAGUUUUCUGGACCAAACGUUGUUAAACAGAACCAUAGCGUACUCGGAUUAUUUUCGAGACUCAUUAGGAAUUUGAAAGGUAAUAUUUUGGUGGAUUCUUAUCCACUGUUUGCACUGUUUACUCGACGAGGUAUUAAUAUAGUGGAUAGAAGUUACAAUUUAAUUUUAAAUAUGUCGUAGGUGUGGGACUAUGGCAGCGGCGAGCUGAUAGAAUCAAUUCCAUUUCCGUGUCAGCUUGAGCACGGGGAGUUCCUGUACGUGGCCCGGUUUUGUUCUAGUUAUGAUCUUAUCGCUGCAGGAGGAAGUGGAACCAAUGAUCUGAAAAUCAUCAACAGAAGUGAAAACAAGGUGCUCAACACAGUUUCCUCAACCUCUGACCCUUAAGAUACUAACAUCUCCGUACAAUAUCACCCCUGAAUUACACAUUGAGGUCGCACUCUUAAUAAUCAGUAUGCAUAUUCUCCAUACUGUUCUCUUCAAAUUCUAAAGAUGCUGACAUGGAGAAUUUUUUUAACAAUCUGUUUUUUUAGUUGGUGAUCAUUCCCUUUAUUCUCAUGGCCCUUAUGUUUGCUUCAGGGGUGAUAUUGUAGGGAGAAAUUACAUGCUGAUCACUCUUAGGGGUUGAAGAGUUAAUGUAAUGGGCUAUCACUUGCAAAUUAUUUAUCAAGUCAUUUUGUGAUUUAUUUAUUGUUUUUCUUAAACAGGUAAUUGCUAGUGUGGAAGGGGAGGGUAAACCCAUUCAAGCCUUAGACGUGUCACUUGACGGAACUCAGCUGGUGAUUGGCAGCACUGGAGAUAGUGUUCAUAUCAAGACACUUACAUGACCAUGUGGUCAUGUAAGUGUCAAACGAGAAGACGGAGUUGUUUUUCAUAUUAUUUAAUUAAGCUUCUUUGGUUUGCUGUAUGAAUUUUUAUAAACUGUAUUCAAAACGUGAGAAGUUAAAAUUUUCUUACCUAGUCCUUAAUAAGGCAAACUGAAGUUAUAUGAAUGAUUGCGAAACAUGCAUUUUACGACUUUCCAAAGUUUACGUACGUCGAAAAGUUUAAAAACGCCACAUCCACUUGUAAAGCUAAAGUAUUUUCAGAUUAAAACAUACUUACGCAUUUCUGAAUAACAGCUGCAUACUGUGAGUGUUUACAAGGGUUAACCCAGCAGACCACGUACUUACCAAGAGUUCACUUAGUGAAAAAUCACGAUGAGAUUCUGCGUUUGUUUUAUUAGCUAGUCAGAUUUCAGGAAAACGAAGCGUGGCGUGGGCCUAAACGGUCGUGGGUCUGGGAAUGAGGUUAGCUUUGCGCGAGCCUAUUAAAAUGCCAAUGUUACGUCACUAUGUGACGUAAUCUCUAUGAUGUAAUGAUAUAAUUUGUCAUCGCUGAAAGAAAAACUGCUUUUAGCAGUGGCAGUGUUACCUCGUGUUUCACGCUUGUGUUUGGUGUCAACAUAAAGAAAAAAUGGUGACGAAAAAUCUGUUCUCGUCUAAAACGUCUCCGGUCCGAAAAUGACGACACCUGUGGAAGUUGAAUCUGGUGAAGAAGGUAACAUUUCCGAGAGGAGAUAUAUAUAUAUAAACUACAGUAGCACUUUCUUGUCGUCUAGGUUUGUGAAUUUGGUAAUACCUUUUAAUUUAGGGCUUCUGGUGAGAUUGAAAUUCUUAGAUUUGAUCUUAAAUCAGUUACUGUCAAAAAAAAACACAAACAAACUAAAAAUACGGAAAAAUACGAUAAACGAGUAGAUUGCAUUGAAAAAAACAUUACACCAUUACGGAAAUAUUUCGAAAACUGAAAGCCGCUGAACAUCUAAAAUCUUUGGGUAGCAUAGAUGAAGUGAGCAAGUUGCCUAAAGAAAGGUUCCUAGCCAUGAAACAACGCGCUUCCUGUUUCAAAUUCUUCACCGAUUAGCGCACUAGGAUCUAAGACAAUGAGCUCAGCUCAUGUUCUUUUGGUGUCAUUAAUCAAAAACUGUCGCAGACAGUAAAGACUAUGCGCAAGCUGUCAAUGUUAAUGCUGCUGGAUGCGCGUUUCUGUGUUCUUCUGUGCGUUUCCGCGCGUUUCUUCGCUCGAGAAAAGAUUUGAGAUGAAACGUUUACUGAGAGGUCUAGCACCAAUAAGGCGGAUCUCUCGAGGGCUCGCGUUACUCAAGGCCUCUUAGAAGAAUAAAUGAGGGCCUGGAAAAUAUCUGGGAACUCGAAGAAGUUGAUAGGUUAGAGACACUUCACGUUCUAAUUCUACCCGAAGAGUUGGAAAGAACAACAAAACAGUGCCUUGUUAACUGCACUUUAUGUUUAUCAUGAUGAGGUCUAUUUCUUUUUUCAUUAUAUGGUUUAAUUAGAAACUACAACAGAAGAGUAUGAAUCAACGGACACUUCACGACCUAAUGUGGAAAGACCGCAGCCAAAAGCGGUCACUCGGUUUCGCCCUUACUUCACAUUCGCAGUUUCCUUGACACAGUUGUUUAUGUUGAUCUGGUUGUGCUACACGACAACUUUCACUGAAAUAGGCUUGUCACCAAGGACCUAUUACAGAAUAGGUAAGUUACAGUCAAUAUCUGUAUUACGGAGGGGACGUCAUUUAGUGAACCCCUAAAAAUGGGGUAGUCAUCAGUGAAAGUGAAGUCAGAAACUAAUAGCUGGUUUGAAUAACAGGCGAAGGAGUUGUGAUUGUCCAUGAGAGCUAUGACGGAGCCGUUUGUUCAGGGGAGGGGUUGGGGGCGUUGGGCGACAUUGUGAUUGAGUUCAAUCCUGGACAUAAGCUGAUUUAAAACUUAACUCAUAGAAUUUAAAUCAUGCAGUUCUGUCGAAGGAUUCAAUGCACUAGGACCUGAACUCUACAUUUCAUUUCUUUUGUCAGAGCCUUUCACGUUUCGUGGUAAUGUCACUGUUACUCACAGUGAACGACCGAACCCCUUGAUUGGCCCCCCAGGAGCACAGUUGAUAUCCCUGGGGGCGCUCUACCCGCCGUGCAUCAGGGAAGAUUACGCGUUUAACGUCUACAUGGUUCACGCUUUGCAGCUGCACGUUGGGGAAGGUGGAGAAAAACUGGGCUGCUGUGAGGUAGAGGAAGUGAACGCAGCAGGGACAACAACGAAGGUAAAAUGUUCGGAUUCAAAAUGGAAUCCAGUGCUUUUGAUCAGUUCUUAUUGUGCGCCGCAUGCCUAGCUAUACCCUGCAAAUUUUUUUCCUUUUUUUUUUGAGAAUGUAUUGAAUAAACAUUUAAUGGAGGGAGUAUCUUCGUUUCGAAGUUCUUUCCACGACAAAACUAAUUAAUAUCCCCGGCGGCUCCAUUUGCCGUCUGCUUUCCCUCAGAACAUAUAUGAGAUCGAGGUUGACGCUGAUGUGAACGUCUCAGAAAACAAACCUCUAUUCCCGACAUAAUCUAAAAGCAUCUUUGGUGGAAUUGACAUAUCGCAAGGCCUGCAUUACGUAUGAAUAACGAGCCAAUUCUUUUUGUGCCGUGUAACCUCGAAAAUACAAACAUGAACUCAGUGCAGUGAUUUUUUUUCUACAGGGAGAAUGUAGCAUUCUCUCAAACAACAAAGCGACUUGGAGGGAAGUACGUUGUAGUCAGCGGUCUUCACCACAAUCGGCUGUCAAGCAUAUCUUGCGACCUUGCUGUAAAGAAGAUGGGCAGUGUACGCUGAUCAGUCCGCAGCAUUGUUGGUUUAUGAAUGGUCGAGUUCAUCUUCACUUUGACCACUGCACACAGGUACAGAGGGCUCUCUUGAAACACAACAACCUUACCGAUUACAUACAGAUCGACUCUUAGGAGAGGAUGUCAUCACAUGCGCACGAUUCACGACCCUGUGCAAUAUCCAGUUAUUUGUACCUAUAAAUCUAACAAUCGCGUCGUGCACACUCAAAAAUGAAUCAACAAGAAAUAGUUAGGAAAGGUUGGGCGGCAACAGGAAUAAAAGCGUGGUAUGGACUCCAUGUAAAAGUAAAGGGGUCUUUUGAAGAUGGAUGCUCUGUAUAUGCAGAGACCUAACUUACAUAAACGUGUUUGCAAUAGUGCUCACCAUUUAAAUCAUUGGCUUAAUGGUUGAAAAUUAGCUCAUGUUGUAUUAAAAUUUGGUGUGAAUCAUUUGUUGAAUUUUAUGACCGAUAUACUUCUUGACUCAUUAUUUGUCAGGUCGACUGUCUAAGGCAGCUUUGCAUUCUGGGCAGUGAUAUUGCAGCUGACAAUUACGUCACACAAUUCGCUCCACGUCGAGGCAAUCAAUGGUGGCGAUUCGUGACGUCACUUUAUCUACAUCAUGGUAUUCUAGACUACCUACUGAUCACGUUUAUACAAAUAAGGUUGUGCUGGGGACAGGAAAACGUUAUGGGAUGGUUGCGCAUGACAAUGGUGUAUCAUACUGCUGGCGUGGGCGGACAAUUGGUAGGGCUCAUGCCUUAUUCAGUAGUUAUUGAGGUUGAUUUUAGAUUCUCUAAGCAGCUAGAUUCUAGAUUAAGAGUAACUAGGAGUGAGUAAAAGCCUGUUAUGCUCCAGAAUUUUUUAAAGAAAAUUUCGUAGUUAAAAUAAGCUGAUUUAAUGCCCAAAGUUUGAUUAAGAUUAUACUGUUGCAUCUGUUGUAACAACUAUACAAAAUGUUCGCACUUUGCAGUUUUCAUCAUUUUUGGUCCUCUCUUUUUUCAGAUUGGCUCCUUAUUUACAAAGCAUGACUCGCCCCAGGCCGGAGCAGGUCCAGCCGUCGGCGGUAUCACGGGCCUGGCUCUGGUUGAACACGUGAUACGCAGACGAACGAUAAAGAAUCCUGGGCGAAGGCUUACUUUCUUAAUUGGCUCGCUCUUUGCUCUUAUUUUUCUUGGCACCCUUCCACAAGUUAACAGCUUUUCUCUGUUGACCGGUUUACCUUACGGUUGCUUGAGUGCAUUGGUUUUUUGGAGUCGAAUCGUGUUUCCACGGAAAUUUGUCUUAUGUCAAUUUAUAGUUAUGUUUACAAUAGUCAUGAUAUUUUUGUUUAGCCUCGCUCUUUUCUACGGAUUGCAGCAGAUAAGCUUAAGUUCCUUCAUGCGGUUUGUAAAUUGCAUCCCGUAUGCGAGAGGUUUGUGCGAUUAA